UCCCGUUCGGCUUUCCCUCUGAUCAUAACGCAGUCAUUGCCUCUGCUCUCUGGUCUCUCUCUUCUCUCUCUGACUGACAGUGGUUUGGAAGUGUGCAUAUUUCGAGUUGUUGCGGUGGUGGAGUUUGAGGACUUUAAAUGGGUCCUAUUAAGCUAGCCGCCGAUGCCGAAAAUUCUUCGGUAGCUUCAUUUGAUGCAUGUGACAGGAAAAUGCGGAACUCACUGCUGGAAAGAAAGAAGUCAUUUGCAUCAGUUAGCAUGGGAGAAGAAAAGCCAUUUAACUUUUUUCGUACUUUCUUUGAGGGUGUUAUAGCUGGAGGUGCAGCUGGUGUUGUUGUUGAGGCUGCUUUAUACCCUAUUGAUACAAUAAAGACACGGCUGCAGGCUGUGCAUGGUGGUGGUAAAAUAGAUUUGAAGGACCUUUAUUCUGGAUUGACUGGAAAUCUUGCCGGCGUCUUACCGGCUUCUGCUUUAUUUGUUGGGGUCUACGAACCUACAAAACAGAAACUGUUAAAGACUUUUCCUGAAAAUCUUAGUGCUGCAGCCCAUUUUACUGCAGGUGUUGUAGGGGGCUUUGCCACUUCUUUCAUUCGUGUUCCAACAGAGAUUGUUAAGCAAAGGAUGCAGAUUGGGCAAUUUACUUCAGCUCCUGAUGCUGUUCGCCUUAUUAUUUCUAAGGAGGGAUUCAAAGGACUAUAUGCGGGAUAUGGAUCUUUCCUAUUACGGGAUUUGCCAUUUGAUGCCAUUCAAUUUUGCAUCUAUGAACAGCUUCGGAUUGGUUACAAGGCAGCAGCAAAUAGAGAUCUAAAUGAUCCUGAGAAUGCCAUUAUUGGUGCUUUUGCUGGUGCACUAACUGGGGCUAUAACUACUCCCCUUGAUGUGAUUAAGACAAGGUUGAUGAUUCAGGGAUCUGGAAACCAGUACAAAGGAAUACUUGAUUGUGUUCAAACUAUCGUUAGAAAAGAAGGACCUCCUGCUCUACUGAAGGGCAUUGAGCCAAGAGUUUUGUGGAUAGGCAUAGGCGGCUCAAUCUUUUUUGGUGUCCUUGAGAGCACAAAACGGCUCCUCGCCCAAAGGCAUCCUGCACCUCACCAAGACUCAAAUACCAAGCAUGAUUAAAUCUAUGAUGGGCUGCGACCCUAAAUAUUUCUUCAGUUUUCUCUUCAAUUUUGUUUAUUUUGCAUUCUUUAGCCAGGUUAUGGUUCCUGCCAUCAUGAGAUCCCCACUCCCUGUAAUAUAUUAGAUUCUUGGAAUGAAAAUUCUAGUAGGCAGCGGCAGUUUAUUGGGAAUCCAACAGUUCAUGAUGUAACAAUCAGGAAGCCUAAACAGUGCAGAAGAUAGAAAAUCAGCAAGACAGUGCAGAAGAUUUAUAUGAGCUGAUCGACGAAAGAUUUAAAAGAUACAGUUGUUAGGGUAUGCAAUCUAGUAAAUAUGCUGAGGAAAACCCACUUUUGAACAUUCUAACCAAUCGGCAUGUUAAGGUAAGCUGUGGUAAAACCUUUCUAUCCGAGGAGACAAGCUGGUGUUGAAAUGAUGUGCAGGAAUUUUCUUAAUCAUUUUACUUGCUCAGUAUGACUUGUAUGAGGAUGUUUUAUCAUGUUUUCUAGCUCCUUGGCAAACUUUCAUGACAGACAUAAUUGUUUGUCUGCUGAUGGGUUUCUAUACCUGGGAAGAAGAUCUCAGGAAGAACUAUCUAAAAGCUGCACUGUA
This is a messenger RNA of Juglans microcarpa x Juglans regia, 1709 nucleotides long. Its product is annotated as S-adenosylmethionine carrier 1, chloroplastic/mitochondrial-like. Lineage: Eukaryota; Viridiplantae; Streptophyta; Magnoliopsida; Fagales; Juglandaceae. Gene Ontology annotation, cellular component: mitochondrial inner membrane. Gene Ontology annotation, molecular function: S-adenosyl-L-methionine transmembrane transporter activity. Gene Ontology annotation, biological process: transmembrane transport. The record is from RefSeq and is a predicted model, not a curated record. The transcript is spliced from 13 exons. Bases 138 to 1118 code for a protein of 326 amino acids.